This is a messenger RNA of Drosophila subobscura, 3495 nucleotides long. RefSeq names its product hippocampus abundant transcript 1 protein. Gene Ontology annotation, biological process: transmembrane transport. The record is from RefSeq and is a predicted model, not a curated record. The coding region runs from base 457 to 2580 and encodes 707 amino acids. Gene Ontology annotation, cellular component: membrane. Gene Ontology annotation, molecular function: transmembrane transporter activity. The transcript is spliced from 10 exons. Lineage: Eukaryota; Metazoa; Arthropoda; Insecta; Diptera; Drosophilidae.
AAAUUCGAAGCGAUUCUUUUUCGUGUGCUCUAGUCGAAAGUUCCAAAAUUUCCGCGCAUCCCUCCCCCACAGCGAAAGAUUUCUGCGAGCGCAGAUUCCAGGGUUAUACUCGGCGUGUGUCGAGAAAAGUGCGUGAAACUCGAUAAAGCUCCAGACUACGUCCACUCCCAAGAAGAAGUGGCGGAAAUAUAUUCAUUUCCGCCAAACAGAUGAUAAGAUAAGACAGAGCAGAAGAGCAAACGAAGAGGUGGCCACGUAGAGGUGACUCAAGAAAAGAGGUGGAAACAACGCUUCCAAGGAAACAACAAAAACAAUAACAGCAACAACUGUGAUCCCCCAUACACUCCCCGGCACAUGCGAACCCCACGGCAAUGGAAUUUAGUGUGACCAGGACAAUACCGAUUGAAAAUAUUAGACCAAAGCAUCGGCCCACUGGCCACUGAGAGGAAGGAGACAAUGCGUAGCGGGCGAUUCAACGCCCAACGGCAAAAGCAGGAGCAGGCAGAGCAGGAGCCUGCGAACCUGGAUGAGGAGCCAGAGCUGGAUGCAGACUCCGAGACAGAGCAGGAAUCGGGGACGGAGACGGAGCCCGAACUGCAGCUGGAGGCGCAGCCAGUGGCUAGCGGGCGACUGAUCUGCACGCAUAUAAGGCCAGAGCCCGAGCCAGAAUCGGGCGAGCAGACGGACACACAGAGCACGGACAGCAACAGCUCCACGCCCACAACAGCAGAUGUGGCUGACGAGGGAGAUGGGGAGACCGUCAGCUCACUGCCGCUGUCCCCGCCCAUCUGCGGACGCGGGCAGUUGAACAAGCGACAUUCACCGCUCAAGCGGCUGCAUGCGGACAACCGAUCGGCCUCCAUAGCCACCACCACAAGCACGAGCACCAGCACGACGCCGAGCAGCGGGAUCAAUCAGCCAGAUCUGGACAAUGUGCCCACGCAGUCAUCGCGCUACGCGGCUCAUCCGAGUAACUUUGUGGAGACAGCAAUCACCGCAUCGUCACUGGCCAGCUCUUCCCGGCCGGGCGGUGGCGGUGUGUCGGGCAGCGCGCAUCGCCGCACCCACUCGGCCGCCUCCUACAUUUCCAUGCGGUCGCUGGCUCCAGGCGCAGAUCCGCCAUUGGAGCGGGGCAAGCGGAAUCGAUGCAGUCGCUGGAUACGCUACGCGUGCAACGUGUGCUGCUGCAAGAGUUCCGGAAUAGGCGAGCCGAGUGUUCAUCAUGCGCUGGUUGUGAUAUUUCUAGAGUUCUUUGCAUGGGGACUCCUAACGAUGCCCAUAAUAUCGACACUGAACCGGACAUUCCCGGAUCAUACGUUCCUCAUGAAUGGCCUGGUCAUGGGCAUCAAGGGCAUCCUGUCGUUCCUGGCAGCGCCACUGAUUGGCGCUCUUUCCGACAUUUGGGGUCGAAAGUUUUUCCUAUUAGUGACAGUAUUCUUCACCUGCCUACCCAUACCGCUGAUGUCCAUCAACACCUGGUGGUUCUUUGCCAUGAUCUCAAUAAGUGGGGCCUUUGCCGUCACCUUUUCGGUGGUAUUUGCCUACGUUGCCGAUGUGACCACGCCGGAGGAACGUUCCAGGGCCUAUGGUCUUGCCUCGGCCACCUUUGCCGCUAGUCUAGUCAUCUCUCCCGCAUUGGGCAAUGCCCUCAUGGACAUGUAUGGCGACACGCUUGUGGUGGCUCUAUCCACGGCCAUAGCGCUGCUGGAUGUGUUCUUCAUACUGGUCGCUGUGCCGGAGAGUCUCUCGGAGAAGGUGCGACCCUCCACCUGGGGUGCUCCCAUCAGCUGGGAGCAGGCCGAUCCAUUUCAGGCUUUGCGAAAGGUCGGCACAGACAAGACCGUCCUGAUGCUCUGCCUCACUGUGCUGCUCUCCUAUCUGCCCGAGGCUGGGGAGUACUCCUGCAUGUUUGUCUAUCUUAAACUUAAGAUGGGCUUUGACUAUGUGGAGGUAUCCGUCUUCAUAGCCAUCGUUGGCAUCCUCAGCAUCACAGUGCAAGUGACUCUCGGCUCCUUUAUGAAAGUGUUUGGUGCCAAGCGCACUAUCAUUGUGGGUCUGGCCCUGGAAAUUGUGCAGCUGCUGUGGUACGGCUUCGGCAGUCAGAAGUGGAUGAUGUGGUCGGCAGGCGUUGUGGCUGCCUUGGGCUCCAUCACCUAUCCUGCCAUCAGUGCAUGCGUAUCGCUGUAUGCGGCUCCCGAGAGUCAGGGUGCUGUUCAGGGAAUGAUCACGGGCAUGCGUGGCCUUUGCAAUGGCCUGGGACCUGCUGUGUUUGGCGUUAUCUUCUAUCUAUUCAAUGUGGAUCUGAACGAUGACCACGAAAAUUAUGGAAAGAGCAGUGGCAGCAGUCGCGAGACGAAUGUGGAGAAGAUAUCGCAUCAUGUGCCGGGGCCGCCAUUCUUGUUUGGCGCCCUGUGCGUCGUGUGCGCUAUAGUCGUGUCAGCGUUCAUACCCGAGGGCCAGAAUCCCGCAUUGGAGAAGAAACGGGCCUCGCUCGAUGUGCAGUACGAGAUCGAAACUGGCCACAAGGCACCCAGCUCCCUGGCGCCGCUCAUUCGCUCCGAUUCGCUGGCGCAGCUGUAGUCGUCCUAUCCACAAUCCACACAACAACACACAGAAAAACCGCAACAACCGCAGCUGGUGUCUAAAAAUACGUAUAAGCAGAAUAUUUAAGAAUUAACUUUAAUCAAUUUUGUAAUUGUAACGAAUGCUGUAACUAGUUUGGCUUUAGUUAGUCCUCCCCCACCCCCACACACACACUAUGGCUAAGUUCUAUAGAGCGAGAGAGAGAGAGAGUCUCUGCGUCGAUGCCGAAUGAUCAUGCUGCUAUUGCCUUGCCGCCUGAGACUUUCCCAUUCAAGUUAUCUUCUGUUAGUUUCCAUCUUAGCCCGGGUACUUUGUAUUGCAUAAGUAAGAGUUAUCAUCAAGCCCCCACCCGCCGCUUUUAGGAUUCAGUUCAGUUUGUCGUUUGUUUUGUGGCUCAAUGCUGUGGGAAUUCCCUUUCGGCUGGGAACUACACCACAACACAGCAGACGAGUGUUGGAGCAACAACAGAAACUGCCAAAUAAUUAAAACAAAGUAAUUGUAAAUUCGUAAAAAUCUUCUGCGAGAUGCAAAAAUUCAGCACAACAAUUCAGCAAAAACAGCCACAAACCCCUACAACCUACUUUUUAGUUACAAACAAAACAAAAACAAAACAAUUAGGAAGAGGAAACAUCCAAAUAAACUGAAUACUAAGCUUUACUUUGCAAAUUGUAGUGAUCUAAAGUGAUCUAAACUCUAAAGAUAAAACCGAAACUAAUCCGAGUUUCAGCAGAGUCAGCAGUCUACUACCUAUAUAGAAGCUGAGUACCAGGGGAUAUAAAUGUAUAGAUGAGAAAAAGGUAUUGGACACAAAUCAUAAUGUUAGCUGUUAGCGUCGUGCAUGCCUCUAAUCGUGCGUAAAUCACAGGUGUAGUUUUUUAUUUAUUUUGAUAAAGCCAGUACGAAAAACAAAAC